This is a messenger RNA of Styela clava, 1965 nucleotides long. Its product is annotated as fibrinogen-like protein A. Gene Ontology annotation, molecular function: integrin binding. The record is from RefSeq and is a predicted model, not a curated record. NCBI's taxonomy places the organism in Eukaryota, Metazoa, Chordata, Ascidiacea, Stolidobranchia, Styelidae. Gene Ontology annotation, biological process: neuron projection extension; cell-matrix adhesion.
AUUUCAAGUUAGUGACAGACAUUGUAAAAAGUUGACAUUCGAAAACAACAAAACCAGGGAAAUGUUCAAUAAAUUCUAUUUAUAUACACUUAGUAGAGCAAAAAUGUAUUCCUGGAGGUUAUUUAAAGCAUUCGAAAUCAUAUUACUAAUUUUGCAUACUGUGUGUACUCGUGCUCAAGAACACGCUUUGUCUCCUCCUUACACUUGUACUACAACAACGACCCUGUGCCAACCAGGCGCCAAUGGCCACACAUAUUCAAAUGACGAUAUUCAAGUUACCCAAGGAAGGCCCGGUAAGAGGGGUGCUGCUGGCGAAAAGGGUGAAAGGGGCCAAAAGGGAGAUCCCUGUCAAUGCGAUGUAGCUGAUGAGGAGGCAAUGAGAAGUUUGAGAAGAACUAUGGAGACACUGCAAUCAACAAAUCGCGACAUGCAGAAGAAAGUAGAAAAUUUAGAAGGCCAUGUCAACCUGCUUGUUCUCCCAUCCAAUUGCAUUGAAUAUACGAUGUACGGAAAUGAACGCAAUAAUAGAUCUGAUGGAUUAGCCGAAAUUUAUCCGUGGAAGAAUAUCGGCAACAUGUCAUCAGUGUUAAUAAACUGUUCCUUGUACAAAAUAGACGACAACGGCUGGAUUGUCAUUCAAAAAAGAUAUGAUGGGUCAGUUGACUUCUAUAGAAACUGGGAAGCGUAUGUGCAAGGAUUCGGAAACAAAGAUGGAGAGUUUUGGCUUGGUUUGAAAACUAUUCAUCAAAUUACCAGUCUCAGAAGCUAUAAACUUCGAAUCGACCUCACCUUCAAAAAUGGUGCCGUCAAAUACGCUCAAUACAGCUCUUUUGUAGUAGGAAAUGAGCACUCUAAGUUCAAGCUGACAGUGUCUGGAUAUUCUGGCACAGCUGGAGAUAAAAUGACUUACCAUACUGGUCGCGCUUUUACUACUUUUGAUGCUGAUAACGAUAUAAACUCAAGUGCGAAUUGCGCAGUUAGUUAUAACGGGGCAUGGUGGUAUAAAAAUUGCUAUGAAUCGAAUUUGAAUGGAAGGUACAACACUGAUUUCAGCUGGCCAUAUGGUUCUCAUCUUUCAUCUAGUGAAAUGAAAAUUCGUCCAAUCUAACUGCUUACUGACAAGCAAUUCUGUGUAUAUUCCCGUAUAAACUACUCCGAGUUAUAAAUAUUUGAAUGAUCAAAAUUGAGGCACUAAUUUUCAUGCAUACUUGAGCGAAUUUUGCAUUAGAGCGUCAUAGGCUGCAUAAUAGUCUACAUGUUUGCAUUUCACUCGCAAAUAACAAGAUUUCCCUUCACAAAUAACAAUAUUCUAUAUGGAAUAAAUGUUAUUUUGAGAUGUUGAUGUGAUUUUACUAGAAUGAGACGUACUCGUCAUUCAAACAGCAGUGGAGAAAAAAUGAACGAUUUGCUUCAAUACAUUGUUAAAUUCGAAUAGAAACACAUGGGACAAAAAUCCAACCUUGAAAGGGGAAAUUUUUUUCUUGUAUAUUUCAUAUAUAUGUAGAUAUUUCGUGUUGCGUACAAGUACAAAUACUCUGAACUUCAUGGUGUGAAAGACUCCAUGGUAAUUAUUUUUUUUGUAAAAUACUUUGCUGGAAAAACUAUUGGCAGUAUUAUAUCUAGCUUUCUGUCUUAUGUUUUUGUUUGAUAAUAAAAACAAAUCAUGAAACGGUAUGGCAGUAUUAUUUUUACAUUCAUCAAAUCAAACAUCGUAUAAUAGCAAAGUAAAAGUAAACAAAAGCGUAAUAACCAACCAAAUCAAUGGCCGAUAAAUACAGUAUGAUUUUACAACACGUGACGUAUUUACAAAUAACAUAUAGUUGACAAUCCACUCGUAAACAAUAUAUAAACAGUUCUAUAUUCCAAUGAAAAUGCAGGUCGGCGGCUUCGAAUGUAAAUACAAAAUAAAAAGACACCAAUUUUGUUGAAUAGAUUACAUACAUUGCUUCUAACGCUUCUCGAGCU